Messenger RNA from Adineta ricciae, 771 nucleotides. Lineage: Eukaryota; Metazoa; Rotifera; Eurotatoria; Adinetida; Adinetidae. The record is from the annotation of a GenBank genome assembly.
AUGUUUAUACUUCUUCAGUCAUUUCUACUUCUUUUAACCAGUCUAUUAUACUAUAAGGGUUCUACUAAUCCUAACUUAAGCUCCAAAGAUGAUUACACUCCAUCUGAAGGCCUUGGUUCUAAAUAUGCAGUCAAAUUGAUGCCCCAAAUCGGUCAACUUUUCGUAUGGUCAUCGACACUAUACCAAUCGCUGUAUCUCUUCCUGCAGGCUUUCUCACCAACUGCAAUAACGAUGUUUUUCCCACAGGCAUCAGCAUCAGUCCAUCUUCUAUCACUUACAUCAAUCUCGAUGGUUGGCUACCUCUUAAUGAUUGUCGGUGGUCUGGGAAGACUAUGGUGUUAUAGAACAUUAGGGAGGUUUUUUACAUUUGAAAUAACUAUUCGCAAUUCUCAUAAGUUAAUCAAGACUGGCCCAUAUGCCUAUGUACGUCAUCCAUCGUACACAUUUGCUUUUAUGUUAACGACUGGAAUGUUUCUUGUGCAUCGAAGAAUAGCAAACUUCUUUCCCGAUACGUACCGAUUAAAAGGAUUUAUGCUGAGUCCUGUUUGUGCUGUGACAUUCUGCGUGGUAUUCUACUUGCUUCUUUUGAAACGUGUUACAACUGAAGAAAAAGCGUUAGCCAAAGCAUUCGGCAAAGAAUGGAAUGAAUAUACAUCAAAGACAAAACGAUUUAUACCCACGAUUAUCAUCGAUAAUAGCAUACUGGAGUUGCAUAUAACCAAAGCAUGGAUUACCAUCGAAUGCAAAACAGACAAUAACAUCUAUCGUUAA